This is a messenger RNA of Gallus gallus (chicken), 1767 nucleotides long. It is a transcript of the gene LRRC26, whose product is annotated as leucine rich repeat containing 26. Gene Ontology annotation, cellular component: voltage-gated potassium channel complex. The record is from RefSeq and is a predicted model, not a curated record. Bases 29 to 991 code for a protein of 320 amino acids. The transcript is spliced from 2 exons. Lineage: Eukaryota; Metazoa; Chordata; Aves; Galliformes; Phasianidae. Gene Ontology annotation, molecular function: potassium channel activator activity; voltage-gated potassium channel activity; transmembrane transporter binding.
GGAGAGCACAGCGUGCGGUGGGGAAUGCAUGCAGCUACCGGGAGCCGGGCACAUCCAGCUGCUCACUGCACCCAAGGGUGCCAGGCAAGGACGCGUGGCUGGGCAAGGCGAGGGGUGCUGGGCAUCCUGCCUGGGGGCAACCCUGAUGCCAGGGACUGGGGAGCCCUCACCGCAUGGGUGGGUAACCAUGGGCAGAUGGAGGGGUCCCAGCAUCCUGCUGGCCGUACUGCUCCUCCUGCGCCCGCUGCCCGCUCCAGCGUGUCCCCAUACCUGCCACUGCUGGGCAGGGGACGUGGACUGCCGCCAGCGUGCCCUGCACGAGGUGCCGCCGCUCCUGCCCACCAAUGCCAGCACCCUCUGGCUCGGCUACAACCUCAUCGCCGUGCUCGGGGCCCGUGCUUUCCCCUCCCUGCCGGUGCUGCUGCGGCUCAGCCUCCCCCAUAACCGCUUGGAGAAGAUCCACAGGCAGGCGCUGCUGGGGCUCAGGGAGCUGCAGGAGCUGGACCUCAGUGACAACUACCUGUCUGUGCUGAACCCCGAGACCUUCCUGCCUCUCACCAGCCUGUCUAUGCUCAACUUAGGCUACAACAGGCUGGAGGAGCUGGAGGCGGGGGUGCUGCAUGCCUUGCCCCAGCUCCAAGCGAUCUUCCUGAAUGGAAAUCCCUGGAUGUGCUCCUGCAGCAUCCUGCCCCUCUGGCACUGGCUGGGACACAACAGGGAGAAAGUGCCAGAGAGGAGUUCUCUCCAGUGCGUCUUCCCAGAGUCGCUGAACACAUACCCGAUCACGGCCUUUGGGAACGAUUCCUUCCAGCAGUGUCAGAAGGUCCCGCUGUCAGCCCAGCACUACGCUGCCUUCCUGCUCAUCGGGCCCUUCUCCUUCCUGGCCAGCAUCUUCUGCUGUACCUUGAUAGGCUUCAUCGUGGUCAUUUACCAGCAUCUACGCAAGGAACCCCAAACCUGGAGGAGACCCCUCAGCAGUGGGGGUCACUGAGUCAGGGCCAGCAGGGGCUGAGGGUGCCUUCUGCUGAUCCUUUUCCUCUGGCUUACCCCCUCUUGCCCCUUUGUGUGCAUUUCAGUGUGCACCAUUUACCUCCUUGUGUCUUUCAGUGCCCUCAGCACCCUCCACCCUGCACUUGGAGACUCUCAGCAAUCCUUCACAUGUCCCCGGUGUCCCAUGGUUUGGUUUUUGGUGUAUCCACAUGCCAUCUGUUUGGCUUUAUGUGUACCCCAGGGCUCUCAGUGGGCCUAACUGUGCAUUCAAGGAUCUCUUGGGUGCUUUGGGGGUAAUGCAGAGCCUCCAUCCAUGUGGCAGAUGGAAGCAGAAUCAUAGAAUCAUUGAACCAUUUGAGUUGGAAGGAAUCUUUAAGGCCAUUUGGUCCAACUCCCCUGCAGUGAACAUGGACAGCUACAGCUCUGCCAGGUGCUCUGAGCCCCAUCCAGCCUGACCCUAAAUGUCUGUAGAAAUGGGGCGUCUGGUGGUGCUUCACUACUCUUAUUGUAAAAAACCUUUUUCUUAUAUGCAAAAGUACAACUGGGGUGGAGGGGGCAACUCUCACAGAGGAGAAGCAGUCCCUGUGCACUGCAAGGCAACUGGAGCCACAAUGAGAUGCCUGUGAACAUCAACCUUGCUUCAUUAUCUCCAGUGGCAUAGAAACGAUCUCCUGCCUGUGCAAGAGCUUUGGGACAAGCCAGGGAUGUGGCAUCCUUUGGCAAGCUUUUGGCAGAGGUUAAAUAAAGCACACAGAGAAUAAACUAAAUGUAACCUCA